This is a messenger RNA of Equus quagga, 2726 nucleotides long. RefSeq names its product LSM12 homolog (gene LSM12). Gene Ontology annotation, molecular function: RNA binding. The record is from RefSeq and is a predicted model, not a curated record. NCBI's taxonomy places the organism in Eukaryota, Metazoa, Chordata, Mammalia, Perissodactyla, Equidae. The transcript has 5 exons. Bases 68 to 655 code for a protein of 195 amino acids.
CUCACUGGGGGCCCGGCUUUCGCCCGCUGCUGCCGCCGCCGCCGCCGGCCGCGGCUGCUCUCCCAAGAUGGCGGCUCCUCCGGGCGAGUACUUCAGCGUUGGGAGCCAGGUGUCGUGCCGGACGUGCCAGGAGCAGCGGCUGCAGGGCGAGGUGGUAGCCUUCGACUACCAGUCCAAAAUGCUGGCUUUAAAAUGUCCCUCUUCCAGUGGAAAGCCCAACCACGCAGACAUCUUGCUCAUAAACUUACAGUAUGUUUCAGAAGUGGAAAUAAUUAAUGACCGAACAGAAACCCCUCCUCCCCUAGCUUCACUCAAUGUUAGUAAGCUUGCCAGCAAAGCACGGACAGAGAAGGAGGAGAAGCUGAGCCAGGCCUAUGCAAUCAGCGCUGGUGUCUCCCUAGAGGGCCAGCAGCUCUUCCAGACCAUACACAAGACCAUUAAAGACUGUAAAUGGCAAGAAAAAAACAUCGUAGUCAUGGAAGAAGUUGUUAUUACGCCCCCAUAUCAAGUGGAAAACUGUAAAGGCAAAGAGGGGAGUGCACUGAGCCAUGUACGCAAAAUAGUUGAAAAACAUUUUAGAGACGUGGAAAGCCAAAAGAUACUGCAGCGUUCACAAGCCCAACAACCACAGAAGGAAGCUGCCCUGUCAUCCUGAGUCCACAUACACGGAGGACUCUUCCAGCAUCCAGCCAAGGAGGCGAUGGUGGUGGCUUCAGCGGAGGCAGGCCGGGGGAGGGAAGGGAUCCUAUAUUUCCUGUUGGCUCUUGUUAACAAAGGGUCAGCGUUUCCAAAUCUUAGACUUGAACAAACAAAACACCCAACAAAAAAGAACAAGAGAAUAAUUUAAAAGUUGAAUCAUUACUUGACUAACAGACUUCGGUCCACCAUGUCCUUUUCACAGCCCCCUUCUGGGACAGUCACCUUGUUAAUUUUAUUUUUGAAAAUUCCUUUCCUGCUCUGCCCUUUCACCUCUGACUUUCCUUUCCUAGUCUGUCCUUGCCAUUCUGUUUUUAUAAGUGGCUAUACUUGCCUUCUGAGUGACUGAAAGAAACUUUUACAUCUUCUCUUCCAAAAUAAAAGUAACAAGCUGACUGUGAUACUUAAGUUGAGACUAGAGCAGCCGACAGAAGUCUCACUUUAAAUUUUUCUUUUUUUUCUUUUUUUUUUUUCUUUUUUUGCACAGGGCAUGGCUUGAAUUAGUUUUAUUUUUCUUAACUUUAAAUAUAUAUAUGAAAAUAUAUAUUAAAAUGUUCUCUAAAUAUUUUCUGCUUCUUGCAGGUCUCUUUUUACUAGAUCAUGGCCACUCUUCCCACCUCAUUCCUCUGACAAUAAAAAUAUAUUGCCUUCCCCACCACCCAUAGCCAGGCAACUGACUUGACUUAGUUCACAGGACGAAUCUCCUGCAGCAUUUCCUAGAGCCAGUGUAUGCAGAUGAGAUUCGGCUUUGAGGGUUCCUGAUGGCGUUUUAGUCUUUAACUGUGUGUGUACCAGUCUCACAUUUGGCCAAAACCUCAGGAUUCUCCUUCUGCCUUUUGUCUUACUUCACGGUACUAGAAGAACGUCCGCAUCACUCUCCUGUCUCCUAGAUGGGAGAAUCAGCUGCCCUUUCUCGUGUGCCCUCUGCAGGAAGAAGUAUUUUGCAUGGCACAUCUCAGCUCCUCCUUGAGGGAUGAUUUUCUUUCGUAAGAAACCUGGAGUCCACCUAUCCCAACCUCUCUUUAAGUCUGUAUCCAGAGCCACUAGCCCAGGAGAAAGCUUGGGUGACCUGUAGUUUCCUGCCAACCUCAUGCUCUUAUGCCCUUCCCCACCCCCCUAAAUAUUACAAGCUUAAGACAGUUUGUAUGUGCUCAGCCGAUGGGCAGAAAACCUGGAAAGAAUUUCUGGACUUUAGCCCACCAGUUUGUCUGGUUUGACUAACCUGCUGAGAGCUAAGACUGGCGCCAGUUGCCCCUGUGCCUUUACGGCGGUCCAGUGGGGCAGAGUGUGCCACUAUCUGAAUAUCAGGCACCGAGUGGGACCUGGGUGAUGCUCAUGUGACUGGCUAGAGCUUCGGGGGUGGGGUGGGGGUUAACUACUAUUUUUUGGCCAUGAUCUCUUUCCCCUUCCUUUUUUUUUUAAUUAAAUAAAUGGAUCAAAAUUAAAUAAUUCAAGCCUUGCCUUCAAAAUGAAAUUUUUUUUUAGUAUUGUUUAGCAAAAACAAUAAAACCCAAAUUUUUUUAACCAUCACUCAUGUCUCGGGUUUGUGCGUGCUUUAGAGGCCCUGGAGGGAGGGGCCUCUGAGGGUAUGUGUGUUUGGUUUGACCUUUCCCUUUAGAUUCUCUGCUUCCUUCUCUUUACCCUCUCUCCUUUCACCGCCUGAGAACUCAUCCAGAAAUAGAAUGCAAAGCGUGUAGUUUAAGAAGAGGAUCCAGGGUUGGGAGUUAUGUGUAAGUGGAGUAGAGGAAUAAAGGGGUUGGGUACAUAUAUGAGACCAUUUGUUACGGGACUGUUUGGAGGAAAAAUGAGAAAAUACUGGAAAGUAAACUUUCACAUCCACCUCCCAUUGGCCAGAACCUGAUUUAAAGUACCAAGCCUUUGAUUUAGGCUGCAUGGAAGUGUAGACUUCUGGAGAAGGUAAAAGAGGAAGAAGAGGAGAGACCUUGCAAGAACUAGAGAACCUAAGAAAUGCAAUUGAAGGAGUGAAGGUGAUUAGUGGGAAAUAGCAAUCCCGGAAAGAAGUUCUUUGU